Messenger RNA from Trematosphaeria pertusa, 873 nucleotides. RefSeq lists its product as uncharacterized. The record is from RefSeq and is a predicted model, not a curated record. The coding region runs from base 73 to 873 and encodes 266 amino acids. The transcript has 4 exons. Lineage: Eukaryota; Fungi; Ascomycota; Dothideomycetes; Pleosporales; Trematosphaeriaceae.
CACAUCCUGCCCUACUCGACGUCGCCUUUCCUCCUAUACAGACGCUUUUUUUUGUGUUUUGAGUUGCCCACGAUGACCAAACGCUCACGAGCAUCCACCUCUGCCGCUGCCGCCAGCAAACGUACGCGUCCAUCUGAUCUCUCAUCUCAACGUCCAUCUCAGCGCGCAUCGUCACCUCGAGAAGCCCUGGCUGCUGCGAGCCAGGCCACCGCGCCUAUACAAACGUUCGAGUUGGAGUUGUUAGAGUCACAACCCGAGGAGGCGAUCGUCAGGCCUGCUGAGGGCAGCGAGCUCGGUACAGUGGCUACAACUGAAGCUGGAGGUGGUGAUAGCGAUGGAGGUGGAGAUGGAGAUAAUGAUGAUGAUGCCACCCGCGAGGACAACUUUGACGGCAUUGAUUGGGCGCGUUUAAAGAGGUUUAUGAAACCUCUUAAGACACAGAAGCGCUCUCUGAGCUGGAUUUUUCAACACGGUUAUCGUGUUGUUGAGCGCAACAACCCAAGUAAAGUAUGGUUUGUAUGCAAGUACUGUCAUACUCAUAAGAUUGUUAACAGCGGCACCUUUAACGUUUCAAGAGCUACUUCAGCUGCUGCCUUCCAUCUUGGGCAGCUAAAAAGAGGUCAUUUGCACUCAAAGGAUAGCCCAAAACAACGCCAACUCGGCGGGCAGCUCUCUCUACGGCAGGCGAUAGAGGCCGCAGUCCUGUGCCUACUCGACAACAACUUGCCGAUGGAGCUACUUUCAAGACCCUCCUUUCGUGAGAUGAUUAGUUUUGCUAACCUAGAGGCUAGUAGUAAACGCGGCUUCUUUAGAGUUAUUGCUUACUUUGCUAAUACCUUAGUAAUACGAGACCUGCCUAUCGCUUUACCGUAG